Molecule: messenger RNA, 1746 nt
Organism: Balaenoptera musculus (blue whale)
Lineage: Eukaryota; Metazoa; Chordata; Mammalia; Artiodactyla; Balaenopteridae
Gene: MGARP
Product: mitochondria localized glutamic acid rich protein
Exons: 4
Coding region: 607-1353 (248 amino acids)
Biological process (GO): anterograde axonal transport
Cellular component (GO): mitochondrial outer membrane; mitochondrion
Source: RefSeq, a predicted model, not a curated record
GAAAUAAAAAUGAAAAGAGAAAAUUAUGUGAAAGUGCUUUAUAAGCUGUCAAGUGCCAAACAUACUUAAGGGGUUAUUAUAGUAGGAAAUGGUGCCUUCCAAAGAUUAAUCACUUCGAAAAUGUUGUAAGCAUAAAUUAUUGGUUUCCAUAUCCAAACCAUGACAGAUUCUUGUCGCCACAAUGAGGCAAGUGAUUGAAAUCUGGAGGGAGAAACUAAUAAUUUAGUGUUUUUAGUUGAUUUGGAAAUACUAGCUUCACAUCCCAUAGAGGAAUAGGCAGCAUUUUUGGAGCUUAUAUUUAAAAGUCAUUGUAAUCGUGAAUUGCCUAGAAGUUCAGCCAUUAGCCGGGAAUUUUCUUAGGGUUCUGAACAUCACCCAGAGCACUAAUGGGAGGCUGAGGCUACCCCUCUUCUCCAUUCGUCUCCAGGGAACUUCCAGCUACCCUUUCCACUCCUAGGAAAGCCGGCGGAGAGCGUGAGAGAAAGUGGGUUCAGCCUGCAUACGGCAUGGUAAAUCCUGUCUGUGUCUUAUUCCGGAGGCGAGUCCCGAGACAUUUCCAGCCUACUCGGAGGAGUUCCACUGACUGCAACAGUACGGGGCAGGCAGAUGACGGCGACUUCUCGGUUCCCCAUCCCUUUUCUGAGACGCCACCAUCAGCUUCUCCGGCCCAGGCGAAGGCGACAGAGCCUGCAGAUCAGGUUGAGGGAGGAAGCAUCUCUUCGCUGGAUGUCAUCCAACAAAUUCCCCGGAUCAUCUGGAUCAAAUAUGAUCUAUUAUCUGGUUGUAGGUGUCACAGUCAGUGCUGGUGGAUAUUAUACUUACAAGAGAAUCACAUCAGAGAAAGCCAAACACAGCGAUCAUGUAACGAAUUUGAAAGAAAAAACCAAAGCAGAGUUACAUACACUUCCAGGUGAAAAAGAGAACCUUGUGGGUGCCGAGGAAGGCGGUUCAGAAGCCCCCGAAGUACCUUUAGUGGAAGCUCCGGUGGCGGAUGCCGCAGAGCUUCCCAGUGCUACAGUUGCCGUCAUAAAAGAGGCUUCCCCGUGUCCAGACAAUGUGGAGGCUGCUGCCGAGGAGACCACUGCCGCUGGUGCUGAAACUGGGUCAGAGGUGACAGAGGCGGGGACGGGAGAAACCGCAGAGGUCAGCACUGAAUCCACGUCAGAGGUUACCAGCGCAGCUCGGGAUGAAGCUGUUGCCGUCGAUAGUGAUAAAGGUACAACCGAGAACGAAAGCUGUGGUGAAUAUGCUGAACUAGAAGAAAGUUCUCCAGUUGAGUCAGAAUCCUCUGCUGGGGCUGAUUUACAGGAAGAAGCCAGUGUUUGUUCUGAGGCCGCCUCAGCCCAAGGCUAAUCUCAUGCUGAUUGACACUUGGGCAAAAAAUGCCACAGAGGGUCUCAUAGGUGUUUUUGUAGUUUCAGUAACCUUAGAUUUUAAAAAGGCUUCUUUUCUAGAAAAUGUUAAUGUGCCUUGAGGAUUUUGGGUAUCUACUGGUAGAUUUCAGGAUCGAGAGAUUUGAGAUUUUGCAUGCUGAAUAGUUUUCUACUCUCUGGGAUCAGAAUAUGACAUGUAAAGAGCUUAAAGAGUUUCACCUGUGGAUUUAAAUUUUAUAUCAUAGGAAUUGAGCUAUCUAUACAACCUGCAUUCACUUUAAUUUUGCUAUAAUUUUACCUUUCUUUAAUGUAUGUAAAUCUAGAUUCUUGAGUUUUGAUUUGAACUCAUUUAAAUAAAUUUGGAAAAUCUUUA